GCUAGAGCGUCCUCCCCCAGCUCCUAUGCCCGAUGGCCCGGGCGGCUAGAGCGUCAUCCCCAACCCCUAUGUUCGGCGGUCCUGGCGGCUAGAGCGUCCUCCCCCGACACCCAGCUCGCAUGCUCGGCGGUCCUGGCGGCUAGAGCGCCCUCCCCACAGCGUAUGCUCGACGGUCUUGGCGGCUAGAGCGUCCUCCCCCAGCGCGUAUGCUCGGCGGUCCGGGCAGCUAGAGCGUCCCUCCUACUGGGAGCCGCGUGUGACCUUCUCGCUUGCGGAGCGAUGCUGCCGGCGGCCGCAAGCCUCCUAUGGGGGCCGUGUCUUAGGCUUCGAGCCGCCGCCCUCCGCCUCGCCAGGCAACAGGUACCUCGUGUCUGCUCCGUGCGCCUGAUGAGAUGCAGCAGCCAUCGAGGGGGGGAGGCCCUUGCUGGUGCCCCCCUGGAUAACACCCCCAAGGAGUACCCCCCCAAGAUCCAGCAGCUGGUCCAGGACAUUGCCAGCCUCACGCUGCUGGAGAUCUCAGACCUCAACGAGCUCCUGAAGAAAACGUUGAAGAUCCAGGAUGUGGGGUUCAUGCCGAUGGGUGGCGUGGUGCCUGGUGCUGCCCCUGCCGCAGCAGCCCCCGAGGCAGCAGAAGAAGACAUCCCCAAACCAAAAGAACAGACGCAUUUCACCGUCCGCCUGACAGAGGCAAAACCUGUGGACAAGGUGAAGCUGAUCAAGGAAAUCAAGAACUUCGUCCAGGGCAUCAACCUCGUCCAGGCAAAGAAGCUGGUGGAAUCCCUGCCUCAGGAAAUCAAAGCCAAUGUGGCCAAGGCCGAGGCCGAGAAGAUCAAGGCGGCCCUAGAGGCGGUGGGCGGCACCGUGGUUCUGGAGUAGCCGCCCAGAGGACUGUGGACAGGGGUCCCGGGCCCCGAGGGGGGCUCUACCUGCUCCUCGCGAAGCACCCAGGCUCAGCGGACAGAGUGGCCUCGGAGCAGAACUGGGCACCCGCACUACAUGGCCAACUCCGUUCUGGGACAGAUGUGGAUGGACCUGCUGAGAUGGAGAGGGAGGGGCAGCCACUGCCCGUUCAGCCCCAGGGAGGACUCUAGAAACUACCAAGAGUGUACAUGCCCCGCUGUGGCUGCUGGGAAAAAUGCAUUGUCCAGGC
This is a messenger RNA of Lagenorhynchus albirostris (white-beaked dolphin), 1150 nucleotides long. RefSeq names its product mitochondrial ribosomal protein L12 (gene MRPL12). The transcript has 5 exons. The record is from RefSeq and is a predicted model, not a curated record. NCBI's taxonomy places the organism in Eukaryota, Metazoa, Chordata, Mammalia, Artiodactyla, Delphinidae. Gene Ontology annotation, cellular component: ribosome; mitochondrial large ribosomal subunit. The coding region runs from base 280 to 876 and encodes 198 amino acids. Gene Ontology annotation, molecular function: structural constituent of ribosome. Gene Ontology annotation, biological process: translation; mitochondrial transcription.